Mus caroli (Ryukyu mouse) is the source of this 1275-nucleotide messenger RNA. NCBI's taxonomy places the organism in Eukaryota, Metazoa, Chordata, Mammalia, Rodentia, Muridae. The record is from RefSeq and is a predicted model, not a curated record.
UGUAGUCACGGUGGCGCUCGCGGGGACGGAGGAGGGAAUGAGUGAAGAGGAUCAGGGCUCCGGCACUACUACAGGCUGCCGGCUGCCCAGCAUAGAGCAAAUGCUGGCCGCCAACCCGGGCAAGACCCCGAUCAGCCUUCUUCAGGAGUAUGGGACCAGAAUAGGAAAGCCGCCCGUGUACCACCUUCUCAAAGCCGAGGGCCAGGCCCAUCAACCUAAUUUCACCUUCCGGGUCACCGUUGGCGACACCAGCUGCACUGACUCUUCACCACCUGAGGACACUCCUGUCGUUGCUGCAGAAGCUGCUGCCCCUGUUCCAUCUGCUGUACUAACCAGGAGCCCUCCCAUGGAGAUGCAGCCCCCUGUCUCUCCUCAGCAGUCUGAGUGCAACCCUGUCGGUGCUCUGCAGGAGCUGGUGGUGCAAAAAGGCUGGCGAUUGCCAGAGUACAUGGUGACCCAGGAGUCUGGGCCUGCUCACCGCAAAGAGUUCACCAUGACUUGCCAGGUGGAGCGUUUCAUUGAGAUUGGCAGUGGCACUUCCAAAAAGCUGGCAAAGCGUAACGCAGCAGCUAAGAUGCUCCUUCGAGUACACACCGUACCUCUGGAUGCCCGGGAUGGCAAUGAGGCAGAGCCUGAUGACGAUCAUUUUUCCAUUGGCGUGAGCUCCCGCCUGGAUGGACUGAGGAAUCGUGGGCCAGGCUGCACCUGGGAUUCCUUGCGGAAUUCUGUGGGAGAAAAGAUCCUGUCCCUCCGCAGUUGCUCCGUGGGCUCUCUAGGGGCUCUGAGCUCUGCCUGCUGCAGUGUCCUCAGUGAGCUCUCUGAGGAGCAGGCUUUCCAUGUCAGCUAUCUGGAUAUUGAGGAACUGAGCCUGAGUGGGCUCUGCCAGUGCCUAGUGGAACUGUCCACCCAGCCAGCCACUGUGUGUUAUGGUUCUGCAACCACCAGGGAGGCAGCCCGAGAUGAUGCUGCUCACCGCGCCCUACAGUACCUCAGGAUCAUGGCGGGUAGCAAGUAGCAUCCCACUGCAGUGAUGGAUAUGCAUCUUUUACUUCUUGCUCCUUCUGCCCCUGGGUCCAUGUAUCCACCUAGCUCUGGUACCCUCCAGAGGUGCCAUCUCUACCUCUGACACAGCCUGUCUGCCUUGAGACUGAGGAAGGCACAGGCAAGCAAGGAGCCAUGAACCAUAGGGCCCCAGCCAGCACAGGAUUUGUCCUCAUUCCGUGGGUGAUGAAUCUAUUGGAGUCCUGAAUAAAUGCUGCUCUUUGGCUUCCUAAA